This is a messenger RNA of Colletotrichum gloeosporioides, 978 nucleotides long. RefSeq lists its product as uncharacterized. The transcript has 5 exons. The record is from RefSeq and is a predicted model, not a curated record. Bases 1 to 978 code for a protein of 325 amino acids. NCBI's taxonomy places the organism in Eukaryota, Fungi, Ascomycota, Sordariomycetes, Glomerellales, Glomerellaceae.
AUGUCAACGGCAAUGGACAUCGCAGCAACGUCAACAACAAUCGAACCGCCGCUCUUCGACUCGGGCAUCGAACCGCUCGAAGGGGCGUCCGGCAACACUGCACGCACCAUCCUGGUGGCCCUGUGCGUGGACGCGAGCACGCGGGAGAAGGCCCUGCGGAACUACUACAGGCUCAUGCACUACGAGCAGCAACUCUGCGGACAGGAGAUCAUCCGCAACGCCAGCGCCAUCACCACCACAAUGGGCUCAACCAAGAGGAAAGCCGUCGGGGAACCAAAGAUCUGUCUCCAGUGCGAUGAGAUCUUCACCGAAGACCAGAACCAACUAGGCGCUUGCUGGUACCAUUCUGGCGAGCUGGAACUAAUGGAUGAGAGCGCCAUCGACCGUGAGCCGGCGGAAAUGGCGCUGUACGAUCUGGACACGGAGCCCAUCCGCGCCAGACACCCGGAGGCGUUUCGGUGGUGUUGCUGCCGGAAGACGGGCAAGGCACGCGGCUGCACGCCCGGCCGCCACGAGAAAACCAAGGCCAAAGUGCUCGACCUCGCGAGAAAAUUGAAGCACCAGGAGACCCUUAGGCAAGUGCAGGCAUCCGCCAAGCCAGCCCGACCGCUUGCCAUAUGUGUUGAAUGUCGUGAAGCAUUUGACCCCAAUACUUCUGGUCCGCGUGACUGCUUCUAUCACCCAGGCUAUCUGGAGGUCGACGAUGAGGGUGACUUUUGGGCGGACCAUGAUGAAGACUGUCACGGUAAAAUUGAUACUGAUGAGAUGCGUGAGGCGUUCCCUGACGGCUUUAGAUGGGAUUGCUGCGGCCAGACUGGAGACGCAGAAGGGUGCCACCGGGGCUCACACCGAUCUGAUCAAUUUGGGGGAAAGUACGGCAUCUCGGCGGAUCAACAAGUGGUUAACAAGCGCAAAGCUGAUGACAAUUUUGAUGUCUCGGUCCCUGCCAAAAAGUCUUGGGGAAGAGGCGCCUGGUAA